AUGAAGGGCAUCAAGACGAUCUUUCAGGAGAUGAGCAUAUCGGGAGUGGCCGUUGACACCUACACGGUCUCGAUCCUUCUCAGCGCUCUCUUUCAUGUGCGCACAGAUACCACGCACCUCGUCUUCGCACUCUUGCGUCAAAAUGGCAUUAAUUUCGUCCACGAUCAUAUCACGUCGAGCGACCCGGUGGUUAAGCCCGAGUUCAACCCGCAAUACUUUGAGUACGGAAGUGACCUCGACGUGAUCAUGGAGAUCGCCAAGUUCGUGCGCAACAUUGUGCAGCAUGCGCCGUUGAAGGACAUGAUCGAGAAGGAGGUCAUGCCGGGGCUGGCCGUGCAGAACGGCGAGCAGUUUAAGGGCAAAUUCCUGUCCGCUUCCCCCUGCCACAUUCAAACAUUGAUGUAUGGCACACAGAUGUACUGCACAAAUAACCUCAGGGUCGUCGACCUGUCGAUUGUCCCACUGAACGUUGCCUCACACCUGCAAUCUGUUGCGUAUGCGAUAGCUGAGCAAGCGGCAGACAUUAUCAAAAGCACGUUCCUGCCUUAG
Molecule: messenger RNA, 549 nt
Organism: Phanerochaete carnosa HHB-10118-sp
Lineage: Eukaryota; Fungi; Basidiomycota; Agaricomycetes; Polyporales; Phanerochaetaceae
Exons: 6
Coding region: 1-549 (182 amino acids)
Molecular function (GO): flavin adenine dinucleotide binding; oxidoreductase activity
Source: RefSeq, a predicted model, not a curated record